GUGUGAAUAGUGCCGUUGCUACCUUUUUGUUUUUUUAAGAGGUUAUGGUAAUGGUGCUUUGAUUAGUAAAAAGUGUAAAGUUUAUUGAGUUUUUAUUAAAACACUGCUAACUUUUUCUUAACGACGUUUCUCCAUAAAAAAAAACAUUGCAAUACUCUGUUAAACUUUGCCCUAUGAUGAUAGAUACAAAUGUGCUGAGUAUCGUUAAUUUUUUUUGUAUUGUUAAAAGUAAAUUAUUUAUGAUUUAAGUGUUUUCACUCGAAAAAUUCUAUAUUCUUUGAAAUAGUUGAAUACGCCGUUUUUUUAUUUAUUUGCAAUUGUGACUUUCAAAAGUAUUGAUCAUCAUGCCACAAUAUUCAUCUAAUGUGAAGCGAUAUCAUAGCUACAGGAAUCGUGGAAGGCGUCCAUAUAACAGUGACGAUUACUAUCAAGAGAAUGAGAAUCACUACGUUCCUUCAUCUUAUCAGACGGCUUUAUGUCAUACGGAGAAACGCAACACCUAUAGUGAUAACGAUCGCAGCAAAAAGGCGUCUUAUAAUUCCAACCAUAAUCGUUCAUUGACUCAAUCAUCUCGUCAUCGUGGUAGAUAUCAUACAACAGUUUCUGACAGAAAUGGUGAUCCUGUACGUUCCCGUGAUUCGUUUAAAAAUGAUUCUUUUCUUUUUUGUUCUAAUUAUACAUAUAAAGGCGUAUGUGAUUAUCGACCGCGAUGCAGGUUGCGUCAUGAAUUACGUCUAGUUGCUAAAACGGCAGCUGCACAUUCAAAAGGCAUUUACUCUAUGUGUUCUGUUGCAUUGGUACCGAAUGAGCAAGAUCGUCGAAUGAUUAAUAUUCAGGAAGGAAUUUCCAUUGUUGAAUUAUAUACCUCAUCCCAGGAUAAAACAAUAAAAAGGUGGAUGCUGUAUCCUGCAUCAAGUCAAGUUUCACCCUGCGACACUCCUGAAAAAUGUCAAGCAAGUCCGGACGAGGAUUUGAAACUACAAUUAGCAAGCAUUAUUCAAAUGGAAUCUGUUUGCUUGUCUAUGUUUUUUGGCGAAGGAUGCUUAAUUUGUGGGUUAAAUGACGGCACUAUUAAAAUUUUUGAUAGAGAAACUGGCUACGAAAUCACAUUAAAAGGGCACAAAGUUGAAGUGCACUGCGUUAAAUUAAUAGACCGUAUUCUUGUUAGCGGUGACUGGAAUGGUUUGUUAAAAUUAUGGACGCCUAAUGCUGCCGAAAAAAAUUUCAAUGAGACAGCAUCCAUUGAUGUUGGAAGUCCUAUCACUUGUUUUGUUGACGUCUCAAUUCCAAUCCCAAGUGACAAUGGCGCUGCUAUCCAACGGCAUCUGUGGAUAGGUUGCUCGACAGCCAUUAAAAUUUUAGAUCUCCAGACAUUGACAAUAGUCAAAAGUAUUAGUUUAAGUCCUUCACCCUCAGUACGAGCCACUCCAGCUAAAGAAUCCCACUCCUACUCACGGCGCCGUUUUGAUCCAGUCGUUAUGGGCCUUUGCGUGGUUGAUGAUCAUAUUGUUUGUAGCCUUUUAAGUGGCUUAACGAAAAUAUACUCAGUGCGUGAUUUCAAUCAAGUGAUGACGGACAAGUCAACCGACGUUAAACCGAAAAAUUUUGAAAAACGACAUUUAUGCUCCAUGACAGUUUCUUCAAGUGAAGACGGCCCUGCACUAGUAUGUGGACGGGCACAAGGUGUCAUUUCUGUAUGUCAUCUUCCUGAGAUAAAACAUGAGAUCUUAUUAAAACAAGCGCAUGAACAUGAUGUGCGUUCUGUUCACAAUAUUGGAGGGCAUCCUUCUUAUUUUUGUACAGCCGGUUUUGAUGGUUCUUUAUGCGUUUGGCACUGGAAAAAACAAAUUUGUUUGAAAACAUGACGUUUUCUUACCAAGGUGUUUGGUGUGCUGCGCAAUAAAAAAGUUAUGCAUCCAUUCUAUGGGUCCAACUGCUAUCCGAAUUUUUUAUGAUAAUACAUUCCAUUGUGUCGUUAAAAGGACAAAAGGCUCCCUAUCCCACUUUUGUAUGAUGGACUUUCCUUAAUGUGUUUUUAAAAAGAAAUACAACUGUUUUUUCUUUUUUUUUUGCAACGUUUUUAAAUUAUCACUAGGAAAACAAAAAAAUAGAGAAACGCUGUAUUAUGUCAGCCUUAACAUCACUCAAAAUUUUUCCUUGAAAAGUCAACUUUAUUUUAAUUGGUUCGGACGACAUCUUAAACAGCAUGGUUAUGCUCUUUUAAGGAUGCUAACGAGUGAAAUGUCA
Molecule: messenger RNA, 2247 nt
Organism: Hylaeus volcanicus
Lineage: Eukaryota; Metazoa; Arthropoda; Insecta; Hymenoptera; Colletidae
Exons: 12
Coding region: 345-1865 (506 amino acids)
Molecular function (GO): ubiquitin binding; metal ion binding
Source: RefSeq, a predicted model, not a curated record